UUGGAUAGCGAUCGUUGUCGGGUUUGGAAUUCAGCCACUCAGAUCAAGAAAAAAAAAAAAAGCAAAAGAAGAGAAAAGAAGGAAAAGAAGAAUCGAAGAGAGGGGAAGAUCUCGCCGAUAACCGUCGGGUUUGAAACUCAGCCACUUAGAUCAAGAUCAAAAAAAGCAAAAGAAGAGAAAAGACGGAAAAGAAGAAUAGAAAAGAGGAGAAGAUCUCGCCGAGAAUAGACCGGCCGGAAGGUCGCUGGGGUGGGAAAGAGAAAGAGGAGAGAUCCAAGAUUGUGGUGGACUUCCGGGGGAAGGUUUGAGUUUGUUUCUGGAGAGGUGGAUGCUAAAAUUUUGAUCGAGUUUGGGGGAGAGCUUUCAGCAGGAGAAGAGUGUAGAGAUGAAGAAGGGAUAUUCUUGGUAUAUUCAGUCAGUAGCUUUGAAAGCACCUGUGUAUUCAAUUGGACCAAUUUAGGAGUGGAGUGCCUUUUGUGUAAUAAAAAGUUUCUGGUCAAGUAUGAAGGAAUUCCUGGGAAUGGAGUAGCUUGAACACCGCUUAUUAUGGUGGAGUAUCAUUAAAAUGAGAUGUAUUGUUUGACAUAUAUUAUCUAGAACCCCCACUUAUUGUCAAAACAAAAAGAAAGUGAAAUGGUUAAUUGCUUUUGGGGGGUAACAAUGAAUACAGAAGUCAUUGCCUACAAUAGCUCUUUAUGUGAGUGGACAUAAUGGGGAGUGCAAUUUCUUUCUGCUGUUUCGGAUUAUAUAGUGCAAAUUGUUUCUGUUUCAUAUUUGUUAGUUGAUUACAUGGAAUAAAAACCUGUAGGCUGUAUACUGCUGGUAUUAAAAGGAAAGUCUCUGAUCCUAUGUACUGUAAAUAUUGACAUUUAGAAGAUUAACAUUUCUCUGGAAUUUUUUAUAUGUUUUUGCUUAUUUAUUUGAAUACGGUAUCAGUUUGCCACAAAGAACUAUUUGGUAGGUGGGAAUUUGAAACACCAGUUCAUCCAUAUUCUGCUUAGUGCUGCUUUCCUUAUUCUACACUCUACAUUCUAGAGUUGUAUACAGAAUUACAGUUGAAUUAAAAAUGGGUUCAUAAACACACUCAGUUGAACAAGUCAAAGAUAAUAAUCUAUGGCAUUCUGUACAUACUAGAACUCUCUAUUUUUACUUAAAUACUGAGACCAAGAGAAGGAAAUACAUUCAUGACCCUUAUAUAUACCAUAGACUUCCAUGUCAUCAAAAGAAAAGAAAAAGAAAAAAAAACACUUCCAUGUGCUAAACUAAUUAAUAACAUCAGCUUGGAUAAUGAGGUUAAUAUAAAAGUUUCCCUUGGAUUUUUAAACUAUUGUUAGUCAUUUCAUGAUAUUAAUUAUAUCUAUUUUGCUUUCCGAGCUUAAUAAUGCUCCUGUUGUGCUGAGAGGAUUUGAAUUUAGCAAACUUCAGGAAAACUAUCAGCAAGUUUGUUGAUUGAUUGAACCAAAGUAUAGAAAUAGGCAAUUCAUUAGUCCUUGAAAUGAAGGUGCGGACUGUUGAUAGAAGUUGAGUCUCACUUUUGGCAUUUCUCUAUCAGAUGACAUCUAUCAAUGGAAACCGGGAACUAGGAGUAUAACACUCGCUGUAUUUUCUCAAUUGCUGCGAUUCUCUAAGAUUCUCAACUUUCCGGUCUCAAUUUAUCAAACAAUGAGGAUUGGUUUGUGCUUCAGUCUAAGGCAAUGAGAAUGAGCAAAGGGUGACAAGUUGUUGGCGUCGCAAAAUGCAGAGAGCCAUCAGAGGACGACAAAGUUACUAGAUGAAGAAAUUGAAGAGGACGAGAUGUUCUGGAAUCAGGAGGCUCUUAAAGAGGAGGAAGAAGAUGAUAACUAUGAAGUGGAGCUGAAAGUUGUUGAUUUGUUUGAUAAUGACUUGGUUAAAGAUUUCCUAAGCUGGAUUGAGCGAUGCUGUGAUUUGGUGUUGAAGCAUCUUUCAGUCAUCCAGAAACAAAGAUGCUGAUGAAAAAAGUUGAUGCAUUGAUGAAAGCCAUGGAGCAGAGUCUGAAAAUAAAGAGAGAAACCGUAGCUAAAGAUAAAGAAGCUGCAGCAGCCAAGGUGGAUGCUGACAAAAAGAACAGAAUUAUAAACUCAUCUAAGAGGUUCUAAUUACUUUUCAACAGCCUCAAUACCAUUCUUUCCUUUUGUAUGAUGCUUCUGUAGCAGCAUCCCUUUCAAAUAUUAAAAUUUUUCAGAUCUGAUCACCUGAAUAUAUGAUUGAUUUUAUGGUUUACUUCUAAUUGCUGGGGGUAACAAAAGCAUCUUCAAUGUUUGGUUACACGAGAUUUAUUGAAGAUAAUGUGGAGAUUUAGUCUUUAUGAGCAAUGUGUCCUAUUAUGAUCAUACGACAAUAAUUCCCGCAGCAAAGUUUCAGCUUAAUGACAAAUUUAAACCCAGUUCGUUUUUCUGUCCAAGUUUAUGUACAAAAUUUGGGUUCCUGUUUCUUUAAAGUUUUAUUUUGGGUUCUGAUUCUGCGUCAUUUUGAUGCGUCAAAUCUGAUAUAACUCCCCUAGGUCCACUCCUUGAUAAGACUGAACGUUAUUUCACCAAGGUAAACUCAACCUCCUGUGCAAAAAAUUUAAGUUCAUGUAUUUUGAUUAUCGAUCUCUGCAUUCUUCCGUGACUACAAAGGAACUCCAUAAGAAAGCUGACUGGUAAGAUGUCUUCUAAUAUUUAUUUAUUAUCUGCUUUGCCUACAUUUUAGAUAAUAAGCUUCUGAUAGAACACUUGGAAAUGAAGCGUACUGUUGAAAGGCCAACUGUCGACAACCUUAUCUGGUUUGCUCACAUUUUAGAAAGAUAUGAGAAGUUGAAGUUGGAGAUUGUGAAUAGAAAGAGCGAGAAUGAAAAUUUAAGGCAGAAUUCAUCGACCAAAUUAAGAGACCAGCUAUUGACCAGCAUUGCUCUUCAGCAAGCAACACCAACACCGACUGAACAUUGUAUUCAAUUUAUAGCUUCAUUAAAGUACAUACAUCAAGUUUGAUCUGAAAUUCUCAGUUUUGUAUCAAUCACAUUAUCAUCUAUUAAACCAGUUCCCGCGCAAGCCGCGGGCAACUAUUGCUCGUAAAUAUACUAUAAAACGACAUGACUUUGUCAUUGUAAAUUUCCUGUAGACUUUGGUUUCUAGUUUGACAUCCCACCUCAUGGAAGUUGCUCUGUUCCUUGUCCAUAAAAGAGUCUCAAGUUCUCUGUUAUGUGAAACCCACAAACCUACAUACACAUAUACUAAGAACACAAAAUUUUUCAUGGGAACGGGAAUGAGAUCAUCCUGGUGGGGCUUCGUUUCUGUGCGUUAUAUUAUACUCUUGUUGCUCAUUAAUGCUGCAUGCUGUUUUUCUUUAGUACAAACGCAGACACUUUGCCACGAUGAUGAGCGCUCUGCCUUGUUGCAAUUCAAAGCUAGUUUCACUAUAGACAAGUCUGCUUCCCAAGAUCCCUCUGCUUAUCCGAAAGUUGCACAUUGGAGUAGGCUAGAAGGAGAUCCUCAAAGGAGUAACUGUUGUUCAUGGGAUGGUGUUGAAUGCAACCCCGAUUCUGGCCAUGUUGUCAGCCUUGACCUCGCCAGCAGCUGUCUUCAUGGUUCCAUCAACUCCAAUAGCAGUCUUUUUCAACUUGUUCAGUUGCAGAGGCUUGACCUCUCUGAUAACAACUUCAGCUACUCUCAAAUACCAUCCAGGUUAGGCCAUACUCUUACUAGUCUAACAUAUCUCAACCUAUCAAUGUCUUCAUUUUCUGGCCAAAUUCCAUCAGAAAUUUCAUAUCUAUCCAAGCUGUCUGCCCUUGAUCUGUCUUCUAGUUACGAGUCUCAUCUCAAAAUGGCCAACUUCGGAAGCCUAGUUCAAAACUUGACCAACAUAAAACAGCUUCAUCUUAGUUUGGUUGAGAUAGGCUCCACAGUGCCUAAUACAUUGGUGAAUGUGUCUUCUCUCACAUCUCUCCGUCUUCAAGAAUGUGACUUGGAGGGGGAAUUCCCAGUAGGCAUUUUCCACCUACCAAACUUGCAAGUACUUGAUUUGGCCAUUAACAUUGAUCUAAAUGGUCACUUUCCUGAUGAGCUUAACAAGAGCAGUCCCUUGAAGAUAUUGAAUUUUGAAUUAACCAAUUUCUCUGGUCAUCUACCUGCUUCAAUCGAAGACCUUCGUGCCUUAAAUUUGUUGAACAUAGCACACUGUAACUUUUAUCCCCAUGUUCCAUCUUCACUUUCCAACCUUACCCAGCUCAAUUUCCUUGAUCUUUCCUUUUUUUCCAACAAGGGUACUUCCAGUGGCCAAGUUACUGAUUCCUGGUCUUGGGUUGGAAAGCUGACCAAACUCAACUAUUUGUACCUUGCUGAUACCAACUUAAGGGGAGAUUUCCCAUGUUUUUUGGCUAAUCUGACGCAACUUGUGGAAUUAGACUUGAGCCACAAUCAAAUAACUGGUGAAAUCCCAUCUUCUUUGGCUAAUCUGACACAACUUUCAGAAUUACGGUUGUACCAAAAUCAAAUAACUGGUCAAAUUCCAUCUUGCCUUGGGCAGUUGACCCAAUUAACUUUAUUAGACGCAGCAUCGAACAAUCUGCAAGGAACAAUUCCCAGGUCGCUAUUCGAGCUUAGAAAUCUUGAAUAUAUAGAUCUCGAAUCAAAUAACUUGAGUGGGUAUGUUGAAUUCGAUCAGUUUUCCAAGCUCGAAAAGUUGAGGGUACUUUGUUUGUCGCUCAACAAGUUAUCUGUGCAGAUCAAAACUGGAUAUACUGCUAUUCCUCCAAAGCUUCAAGUACUAGGAAUGAGUUCAUGCAACUUAACAGAGUUUCCGGAAUUUUUGAAAUACACUAGGGAACUGGUGGAUCUAGAUCUAGCUGAUAACAAUCUUCACGGCCAAAUACCAAAAUGGAUGUGGAAUUCAGCUAGUGAAACUUUGUCGAAUCUGAACCUCUCUCACAACCACUUAACAGGAUUUGAAGAAAAUCCAGUCAUCAUUCCAUGGCCUCGGUUAGAGUCUUUAGAGCUCGACUCUAACAUGUUACGAGGAUCACUGCCAAUUCCAAGGCCGUCAAUGUAUGUCUAUUCUGCUUCAAACAAUGAAUACGAAGGAGAAAUUCCAGCAACAUUCUGCAAUGCGGGGAUGCUAACUGUUCUUGAUCUAUCUAGCAACAACCUUAAUGGCACGAUUCCCCAAUGUUUUGAGAAUCUCACAUAUCUUUACAUAUUGAAACUGCAGAACAAUUCUUUUCACGGGGAUAUUCCUCGAAUAGGUUCAAACAUAUGUUUCUACUUAGAAGCGAUUGACUUGAGUUAUAAUCAGCUACAAGGGAAGCUACCAAGAUCAAUUGCCAAUUGUCCUGAGUUGAUGUUUCUUAAUUUGGGAAAUAAUCAGAUCAGUGAUACCUUCCCCUCUUGGUUAGGAACACUUCAACAAUUAAAAGUUCUCAUUUUGGGGUUCAAUGCAUUUCAUGGCAUAAUUGGAAAGCCUGCAAGUAGCCAUGAGUUCCCUGAGCUGUCCAUUGUUGAUCUAUCUAGCAAUGAUUUUUCAGGUAUGUUGCCCUCCGACUACCUAGAGAACUGGAAUGCCAUGAAAUCCGUUGAUGAAAACGAGCAAAUAUACGUCAAUUCCCCUUACGACGGAAUGUCUGAAGGAGUGUCCUACUCCUAUGAUUACCAGAUUACAGUUUUUAGCAAAGGUGUUGAAUUGAAGUAUUUCAAGACCCCUUAUCUUCUGAGGCUCAUAGACCUCUCGAGUAACAGAUUUGAAGGAGAGAUUCCAGGUGUCAUUGGGAAUCUAAGAGGGCUUCAUGUGCUCAAUCUUUCCAACAACACUCUCACUGGUCCCAUCCCCUCUUCUUUGGGGAACUUGACUGCUCUUGAAUCGCUGGAUCUCUCCCAAAAUCAGUUCUCAGGAAAGCUCCCCGGUGAUCUGGCGCAACUGACAUUCCUUUCAUACUUUAAUGUAUCCCAUAAUCGUCUUUCGGGGUCCAUUCCACAAGGUCGACAAUUUGAUACAUUCCAAGAGGAUAUGUACCAAGGAAACUCAGGUUUGUGUGGAAAACCUUUGCCAAAGAAAUGUGAAGAUUCUGAGAGCACAACACCACAAACAGCCUUUGAACAAGAUGAAGACUCUGGAUUUCAAAUUGAGCUAGAUUGGUUUGUGGUUCUGCCAGGAGUUGUUGCUGGUCUAAUAGUUGGAGUGGUUGGGGGAGACUUCUGGACAACCAAGAAGCAUGACUGGUUUGUAGAGACAUUCAGCAGGAGGAGGCAGCUGAGAAGCACAAGGUGGAGGAGGGGACUCAGAACUUAAGUCUUAUUUAAUCCAUAUCUAAGGGCCCAGUUAUGAACAUUAGCUUCAUGUACGUGCCUAGUGUUUAGAGCAGUGUUGGGGCUAUUAUCAUGUUGUAUUUAUGUAUUAUGUUAUGUGUUCGUAUAUUUCGAGCAGACAGACAUCGUCUGCAGACUCUGGUGUAAUAACUAUUAAGCUUCACACUGUCUUGAGUACUUUUUGUUCUAUAUAUAUCCAAUAAAAAAACCUUGA
Molecule: messenger RNA, 6510 nt
Organism: Rosa rugosa (rugosa rose)
Lineage: Eukaryota; Viridiplantae; Streptophyta; Magnoliopsida; Rosales; Rosaceae
Product: receptor-like protein 7
Exons: 13
Coding region: 3151-6279 (1042 amino acids)
Molecular function (GO): protein binding
Source: RefSeq, a predicted model, not a curated record